AAAAAAAAAAAAAAAACCAAAAACGAUUAACGAAUGGAAGAAAGAAGAAAGUAGAGGAGGCCAUGUCCCAGAGAGGCGAAUUAGUCAGCUUAGUUUCUAAGUGAUAAACAGAGAGAUCUGAAGGAACAGUGAAAGUUAAUUAAUCACAUGAAGCUAAGAUCUCUAAUUACUCUCCUCUUCCUCUUCUUCAUCGCUGAAUCUCAUGCCAUAUGGCUAACCAUCCCUUCUUCCGGAACCAAGUGUGUCUCGGAAGAUAUCCAGUCCAACGUCGUCGUUUUAGCCGAUUACUAUGUUGUCGCCGAUGAAGUUGACCAUAACCAGAUUCACACCGUCUCUCUCAAGGUAACAUCUCCUUAUGGAAACAACCUUCACCAGAAAGAAAAUGUUACCCAUGGCCAGUUUGCAUUUACAAGCGCCGAGAGUGGGACCUACUUGGCCUGCUUCUGGCUGCAAAACAUAAACAACCAUCAACAACCAACUGUAACUGUUAGCCUUGACUGGAGAACUGGCAUUUCUGCCAAGGACUGGGAAACGGUUGCCAAAAAAGAAAAGAUUCAGGGUGUUGAACUUGAGCUAAGGAAACUUGAAGCAGCUGUGGAAGCCAUCCGCGAAAAUCUAAUUUAUUUGAAGAACAGGGAAGCGGAUAUGAGGGAGGUUAGCGAAUCGACGAAUGCUAAAGUGGCUUGGUUCAGUAUUAUGUCUCUUGGUGUCUGCAUUGUUGUUGCAGCCUUGCAGCUAUGGUAUCUGAAGCGAUAUUUUAGGAAGAAGAAGCUCAUAUAAACAUUUCUAUCUUUUAACACACUUGUGACACUUCACAACACCAGAUUGUAUUAGAUUUUCCUCUUGUGGAUCCUUUUCAUGUACUAUAAUUGAAGGUUAAGUGGGUUGGUUACCCUUGAAGGGAGUUUUUGGUGGUCUUUAACAUUGCAUAAUAUGCAGAAAUUGAAGAGUUGUGCUUACAUUGUUGGAGCUAAAAGAAAAAGGGGAAUAAUGGUGUUUGGUUUU
Messenger RNA from Arachis stenosperma, 1005 nucleotides. RefSeq names its product transmembrane emp24 domain-containing protein p24delta3-like. Gene Ontology annotation, biological process: intracellular protein transport; Golgi organization; endoplasmic reticulum to Golgi vesicle-mediated transport. NCBI's taxonomy places the organism in Eukaryota, Viridiplantae, Streptophyta, Magnoliopsida, Fabales, Fabaceae. The record is from RefSeq and is a predicted model, not a curated record. The coding region runs from base 148 to 780 and encodes 210 amino acids. Gene Ontology annotation, cellular component: Golgi apparatus; COPII-coated ER to Golgi transport vesicle; endoplasmic reticulum. The transcript is spliced from 3 exons.